UCAUGUCAGCACAAACGAGAGUAACGAGAUAAAUAACUGAUUGUUUUGUUUUGUUAAAAAAUUUGUGGAAAUACUAUUAUAUUUUUAAUUUUUCAGUGAUACUUUUAAAAAAUGUCAGGUAUAAAUCCAUUUACUGCAUUGUUUGAAGAUGCAGAUUCUGGAAAUAAGAGAGAACCAUCUCUAAAUGAUAUUUUGGAAGACAUUUUCUGUUUUUCUAUAAACUCGGAUCAUAGUAAAGCAAAAAAUUUAGUAUAUUUAGAAGAGGUAAGAAAUGUACAUGAGAAAGAGGAACUGGAUAUAAGUUUGUUACAUUAUGCUUUAUUCGAGAGAUUAUUUAUGUGUAAUGAGAAUUCAGAACUUAAUUCAAUGGAUAAAACGGAUUCACAUGCUCAUGAGACUAGAGUCAUAAAUUAUUUAUACUCGGCAUAUAAAAAAUUAAAAGAAUGUACAGCAUUAAAAGCGGAAGAUUCAGACGAAAUUAGAGAUAAAAUAGUACAGAAUGUAGCUACUGCUAUUAUUCAACCAGAUUUAUAUUCUGGGCAAAGUAUCGAUAAUGAGAUGAUUAAUAUUUUGAAAGAAGCUGGGCCUCACCAUGAUACAUUCUUUGUAGAAUCUAGCAAAAAAGUACUUGAUGAAGAAAAUAAUAAUACGGCAUCUUUAUGUAAAUUUAUAGAAUCUAUGAAUAAAAUAUUAACAAAUGAGCUGAUUAAAUCAUCGUUAAUAAGUUUAGACUACUCGUUAUUUAAUUACUUAAAUGUGAUGACUCCUAAUGAAACUUUGGCGGAGUUAUUUAUUGAAUGUUGUUUCCCUAGUAGAAUUAAUGUGGGAGCCGAUUAUGCUAUAACUCCUAUCGGAGCUCUUCUUAAUCUGUCCAUAUUGCCUAAAGUUCCUGGAGGAAAAUUUGACCAUUUUACUGACCCUAUGGAUCAGGCUUCAAAUUCGCGAGUCGAAGGAAUAUUAUGGGCUAAUUUAGAUAAGCUCACUCAAAGUAUUCAAAAUUUUUUAUUGUCGUUAUUAAAAUGUAGUUCUAAAGUAAAAAACAAGACUCUGUCAUGGCUUGGAAGUUGUUUAAAGAGUAACGUGGAUCGAGGAAAAAUUUGGAAUUCUCAGGCUCCUCCAGAAUUAAAUCCAGCUAAUUAUACUAGUGUAACUGAUGGUUUUAUGAUUAACAUGUGCAAUGUUAUCUUAAGGAUGUGUCAACCAUUUACCUCCUAUUUUAAAGAUAAUAAAAUUUUGAAGGUUGAUCCGACGUACUGUUCUGUUCCUAAUGAAAAAACUGAAGCCAGAAAUAUCCACAUGCAGGAUUUGUCGGGAGAAACUUGCUUCUUACCGGUUGCUUCCAAUGAAGAUCUAGAAGAGGAAAGGUUGAUGGCUUCUUCUUAUAAUUUUAUAACGGAGUGCUUCUAUAUGUGCCACAAAGCUAUAGACCUCGGUUAUAAAGUGGGGGUGGACAAAUUGGUUCGUCAGAAUCAUGAGAUGGGUCGUUUAGAAAGAGCGUUUAAUGAUGCUGUUCAGCAGGCGGGUGGCAAUUCUGAUUUAGUUAGUACGAUUAGGGAGAGAAUGACUGAUGAACUAUCAAAAUAUUUGUCUUUGAAGUGUCAACUGUCCGAUCCGAUCCUAAUGAAAAAUAUGUUCGAUUUUACGUCAGCGACAUCGUAUUGGUUGUGCCAAGUCGCAGUUCAUGAUGACUUAAGCGACCCUAAUUCUUAUGCACCUCUAAACGAGUUGCCGAUAAAUUUUCCAUUAUCCAGUAAAAUUCCCAAUACAUUAAAAUGCAUUCCAGAAUUCUUGGUAGAAAACGUAGUGUCCUUCCUAGUAUUUACAAGACGUUUCACACCGAAAACGUUCGAGCAACAAGGCUUUGAUAAACUCAGACCUCUCUUAACUUUUAUACUUAUUUAUAUGGGGUCUCAACACCACAUGAAGAAUCCUCAUCUGAGGGCACGACUUGCGGAAGGCCUAGAGUCCCUUUUGCCGUUCCAUAAGGACGAACCUCCAGGAAAUAAUCUGGGAGGGUACCAGAGGCAAAUGUUAUUUACGCAGCAUCCCCAUAAAUUACAGAUUGUUGAAAACUUGAUGAAUGUGUUUGUCGGAAUUGAAAUGACUGGCCAGAGUGUUGAGUUCGAGCAAAAGUUCAACUACCGCAGACCGAUGUACACGGUUUUUGAUUAUUUGUGGGAGUUAGGGGAGCACAGGGAACGUUUUCGAAAGUUGGCAGAUGAAGCGGAGAAAAAUAUGGAGGCGGUCAACCCGCCGCUUUUUUUAAAAUUCUCUAAUUUGUUAAUUAACGAUGCGAUAUUUUUGCUCGACGAAGCUCUUGCUAACAUGGCGAAGCUGAAGGAGAUGCAGCAAGCACAGGACAACGGGGAGUGGUCGCAAUUAAGCGCAAGGGAGAGGACGCAGAAUAUAAGUUACAUGCAUCAUAUAGGGAACUUGGCUAGGUUUGACAAUAUAUUAGGGAGGGACACGAUAAUUACCUUAGAGAAACUUACUUCCGAAAUAAGUAUUGUAUUCACCCAUUCCACCAUCGUGGACAGGAUAGCGGCCAUGCUGAAUUAUUUUCUAUUGAAUCUAGUAGGCCCGAAUAAGAAGAAUUUUAAGGUUAAGGACUCCAAGGAAUACCACUUCGAUCCCGCCGGCACCGUAUUAGAAAUUUGUAAGAUCUACGUCCACCUUAAAGACAGCGACGCCUUCUGCCUUGCCGUUUCUCAGGACGGCCGUUCUUACAGCCCGACCCUCUUCUCCUUAGCGGAAGACGUGAUGGUUCGGAUAGGUGGGGGUCCGCUAAUUGGUGAACUGAAAGAGGUCGCCGAUAAAGUUGCACAGAAGGCUCUGGAGCACAAGGCCAACGAGGAGGCCAUGAUGGAGGCCCCCGAUCACUUUUUAGAUCCGAUCAUGUCCACGAUAAUGACGGAUCCCGUGAUUUUGCCCAGUUCCAAGCAGACCGUCGAUAGGACUACUAUUGCUAGGCACCUUCUGAGUGACCAAACUGAUCCUUUCAAUAGGUCGCCUCUUUCGAUGGAGCAGGUUAUACCAAAUAAAGAAUUAGCCGAAGAAAUAAGGAAAUGGGUAGGGGAAAGAAAAGCCAAUUAGGUUAAAUGGUGAUGAACCAGUUCCUUGUUAGUUGUAAAGAGUAAGCCCAUAUUCUUUUUAUUUUAACGUAAAUAAAAAUGACUCACAACUGAUUUUACGUUUCGGCCUUUAAGAAAAGAAUUAAUGUAAACACUAUCAAUUUUUUAUUUUUUUGGUAAUUUAAGUUUCUGUUUUUAAAAGCGAAGAAAAUGGGCCGCUGCUUACUUUCGAUUGGAUUCCAAAGUGGUUUUUUAACUUUAUAUUUUACUAUUUUAAUGUAACGAAAAUCUAUUAAGCCUUCUUGUUAUUUUUUUGUUGAAACUGUAUUUAUUGUAUAACUAUAUGUGAUCGAUUUAAAUACAUUUAUUUUAUGAUUUAA
Molecule: messenger RNA, 3451 nt
Organism: Anoplophora glabripennis (Asian longhorned beetle)
Lineage: Eukaryota; Metazoa; Arthropoda; Insecta; Coleoptera; Cerambycidae
Gene: Ube4A
Product: ubiquitin conjugation factor E4 A
Exons: 12
Coding region: 112-3093 (993 amino acids)
Biological process (GO): protein polyubiquitination
Cellular component (GO): nucleus; ubiquitin ligase complex; cytoplasm
Molecular function (GO): ubiquitin-ubiquitin ligase activity
Source: RefSeq, a predicted model, not a curated record